Messenger RNA from Aureobasidium pullulans EXF-150, 1089 nucleotides. RefSeq names its product 3-carboxy-cis,cis-mucoante lactonizing enzyme. Bases 1 to 1089 code for a protein of 362 amino acids. Lineage: Eukaryota; Fungi; Ascomycota; Dothideomycetes; Dothideales; Saccotheciaceae. Gene Ontology annotation, molecular function: 6-phosphogluconolactonase activity; protein binding. The record is from RefSeq and is a predicted model, not a curated record. The transcript is spliced from 3 exons.
AUGCUUCACCACUUGAUGGUAGGAACAUGGACCCCUCCAGGCGCCAUUUUCACUUUCCAAUUCGACGACGAGGCUUUGACCCUGAAAAUGAUCAAGAGGACCGAGAUCCCAAAGGAUGAGCCUAUCUCUUGGAUGACUUUCGACCACACAAGAAAGACAAUCUAUGGAGCUGCCAUGAAAAAGUGGAACAGUUUCAGUGUCAAGAGUCCCACUGAGAUUGAGCACACUGCCUCGUUCCCAAUGGAACACGAUCCCAAAGCUUCUCAGGCAGACACAAAGACUCGUGCCAUCUUCGUUUUGGCAGGCAAGAAGCCUCCGUACAACGUAUACGGUAACCCUUUUUACGACCACGCCGGUUCCGGAAAUGUCUUCUCCGUGAAUGAGAACGGAGCCCUGGCGAAGAACACUCAGAACUACGACUAUUGCCCUCAAACAGCUAUCCACGGUAUGGUCUUUGAUGCUUCAGAAACUUACCUCUACUCGGCCGAUAUGUGGGCCAACAAGGUUUGGUGCCACAAGAAGGACCCAGAGACUGGACAUAUGACCACUGUUGGAAGUGUUGAUGCUCCCGCGCCUGGUGACCAUCCUCGUUGGGUUGAGAUUGCUCCAAGUGGAAAACAUCUCUAUGCUUUGAUGGAAGGUGGUAACAGACUUGGAGUUUACUCGAUAGACCCAGAGACUCACAUGCCUGUCUACACAAACAAGAUCUAUCCUCUUGUCCCUCCUGGUCACCAGGAAAUCUACCCCAAGAUGUACCGCUCAGAUGUCGUGUUCAGGUCUCAAAGCGGCAAAUACCUCUUUGCAACAUCGCGAUCGAACUCUCCCGAUCUGACAGGAUACAUCGCAGCGUUCAAGCUCAAUGAGUCUGGUGAUAUCGAGCGCCAGAUCUGUCUCAAUCCUACACCCACCAGUGGUGGACAUUCCAACGCCGUUAGCCCUUGCCCCUGGAGUGAUGAGUGGCUGGCUUUGACCGAUGAUGAAAAGGGCUUCAUCGAGAUCUACAGGUGGAACGAAGAGUUCCUUGGCCGUGUUGCUCAUUGCGAUGUCAAGGAGCCUGGUUUUGGUAUGAACGCUAUCUGGUACGACUAG